AUGAAUGCAGUGAAUGUGGAAAAAUCUUUAUCCACAAAUCCAAACUUAUUCACCACCAGAGACUACACACUAGAGGAAUACAUUAUGAAUAUGGUGAAUGUGGGAAAUCAUUUAGCUACAAAUCCAACCUCAUUGAGCACCAAAGAGUUCACACUAGAGAAAAGCCUUAUAAAUGCAGUGAAUGUGGGAAAUCUUUUACCCAAAGCUCUAGCCUUUUCUGACACCAGAGAGUUCACACUGCAGAAAGGCCAUAUAAUUGCAGCAAAUGCGGGAAAUCCUUUAGAUAAAUCUUUAACCUCAUUCGACAUGGGAAAGCUCACACUGGAGAAAUGCCUUACGAGUGUAGUGAUUGUAGGAAAUCUUUUAGCUGCAAAUAUGAACUCAUUCAACACCAGAGAAUUCACAGUGGAGAAAGGCCUUAUGAGUGCAGCGAAUGUGGGAAGUCCUUUAGACAGUUCUCUAACCUCAUUCGACACCGGCGUGUUCAUACUGGAGAAAGGCCUUAUGGUUGCAGUGUUUGCGGGAGAUCCUUUAGCCGCAAAUUUAUCCUUAUUCAACAUCAGAGAGUUCACACUGGAGAAAGACCUUAUGAGUGCAGUGAAUGUGGAAAAUCCUUUACUCGCAAAUCUGACCUCAUUCAACAUCAGAGGAUUCAUACUGGCACAAGACCUUACAAGGGCAGUGAAUGUGAGAAAUCUUUUAGGCAACGCUCUGGUCUUAUUCAACACCGGAGAGUUCAUUCUGGAGAAAAGCCAUAUGAGUGUGGGGAAUGUGGGAAAUCCUUUAGCCAAAGCUCUAGCCUCAUUCAACACCAGAGAAGUCACACUGGUGAAAGGCCUUAUGAGUGCAAUGAAUGCAGGAAACCCUUUACCCACAAAUCUGACCUCAUUCAACAUCACAGAGUUCACACUGGAGAAAGGCCUUAUGAAUGCUGUGAGUGUAGGAAAUCAUUUAGCCUCAAAUCUAACCUCCUUAGACACAGGAAGAUGCAUACUGGAGAAAACCCUUAGUUGUAUUCUAGGGAUGUUUUAUUUCUUCACUCAUUGUAAAAACACUAAAUGA
Molecule: messenger RNA, 1062 nt
Organism: Hyaena hyaena (striped hyena)
Lineage: Eukaryota; Metazoa; Chordata; Mammalia; Carnivora; Hyaenidae
Product: zinc finger protein 781-like
Exons: 1
Coding region: 1-1062 (353 amino acids)
Source: RefSeq, a predicted model, not a curated record